Molecule: messenger RNA, 2280 nt
Organism: Trypanosoma conorhini
Lineage: Eukaryota; Euglenozoa; Kinetoplastea; Trypanosomatida; Trypanosomatidae
Exons: 1
Coding region: 1-2280 (759 amino acids)
Cellular component (GO): cytoplasm
Source: RefSeq, a predicted model, not a curated record
AUGGGCCCAAAGUCCGUCGAAACGGAGAUGGACUUCAGCAAGCGCCUUUACGGGGAUCGGAAGCACAUUGCUGGUGGUGAAGAAGCGGGCGAGGCACGGAAAGUGGCGAGGCUGCUGCCGCUUUCGGUUGUCCCUAGGAGCGCGGCGUCCCGAGCCGUGCAGCCCAGAGAACUGCCGCCGCUGGCGCUGGGCCCAUCCUGCCAAGUCUCGGUUUGGCCUUCGAAGCACAAACGUGCCGUGGGAGGAUCCAAGACCCCGCUUGCGCUACAGCUGGAGGCAUUUAUUAGGAGAGAGCAUCAGGUGUACCUUCGCGAGCACCCUGACUGCACCCAUGCUGACACGCUUCACAUUGUGCGAGAGGCAUUUUCGGUGUUAAUCGAACACUUUAUGGAGUACAGAAGAGUACUUUCUUUCAUUCGUGAGGAGUACGAGGCAACCAUUGAGGAAGCCGCAUGUGAGCUGCGACGCCUACGGGCGCGUAACCUAGAAAACGAGAGCGACCGUAGUUUCCACGUGAUGGAGCUGAUGCGCCAGCGCGAAGGAUUUACCACUGUCAUUAGCAAUCAACAGGCGCAGUUGCAGGCCACGCAGGGGCUAAUUCGCUCCCUGCGAGACCAGGUGGCGACGCUGGAAAAAUCCAACAGCGAUUUGUCCGCCGAGGUGAGAAGCACAAAGAAGAAGUUUGAUGAGAUCAUGGUGACGUCGAGGCUGUUAAAGGACGCCAUGAUUGAAGAGACGGCUCGCAACUCCCACUUUGUAAAACUGCACAGGUCGGACGAACGAGAGUUGGGUCGGUUGAAUGCCCAGGUCAACCUGAUGAAGGAGAAACUUAGCGAGGCGGAUAAGCGCUUCAAUGCGCUUGUGCGGCAGAUGAUGUUUGGUGGCUCUGGACCAACCAAGUUCAAGAAUCCAGUUGAAUCCACUGCUAGCGAGCACGCAUUCUCAUCCAGCAGUUUGGUGGAUUCAGAGACGAAGGAAACGGAGCAGUCUGUUGACGCGCUCCAGCGUCGGAUUGACGACUUGCUUCUUGCGUGUGAGCAGCUAAGGCGUGAGAAAGCCGAGGCGAAAAGGCCUUCCAGGGCGCGGAGACGUAGACAUCUCAAGGAAGAGGCGGCUCCUGCUCCUCCGGUGAAGCCGGGGUUGGCUGCGGCCGCCUCAGUGGAGUCUACCAGCAAACUUAUUCAGUCGUGGUUGCGGGAGGAGAACCUCACGGAGCGGGAAAUUGACGACUUGGACUUUCUGCUUCCCCCAGGGAAAUGCGAGGAGGAUCCACUUUCCUUCUUGAAAGUGUGUCACCCUGUGCGUAACCUGCGCAUGUCGCGAGAGGUUGUGGUAAGUACGCUUCGUGAGUUUUGGUCGUCGCGUCAGAUGCAAUCUUAUGUGCCGCUGAAGACGUACUUUAUGGACUGGCUGCGCAAAAAAGUAGGACCAGGGAAGGCCGCAGAGGAAAUUGGACUGAAUCUUCUCUCGGUGUGCCAAAGGAACCCGGAUGAUCCCGAGUGCCGCGCGAUGUUGUUGGUGCUGCGUUCAUUUCUGCCAGAGGAUGUGGUGUUGUCGUGGCAAAAGGACAUAAGAUUGCUGGAGGAUGCGUGUAACGACUCCUCGCGCGCCGCGGAUGGAGCCAUUCAAACUGCGUUUGUUGAAAACGCGUUAAGGGUUGUCAUGCCGGAGAAGAGUUACGUGCACAUGCUGGAGCUUCGCUUGUACCUCCGGCGUCUCAGCGAGGGAUCGGAGCAGGUGCCUAUUGACGUCCUUUUUAACGAGAGUGGUCAUUUUGCGUACAUGCUGAAGAAGCAAUUUCUCUAUGAGGUCGAAGAGUUUACGCUGCAAGCCGUCGAGGCUAUUCGACUGCUGUCUGAGGACUCCACUACUGUACGCGUGAACGAUGUCACGGAGACCAUCAGCAAGUUGGACGGGGGUAUUCCUAAAGGGACGCUGCACCGACUCGUGGCGGAGGCGACGCAACUGACGGCUAUGGACGUUGCGACGGCGGAUGCAAACCUCCGAGUAAAGCUGCAAACAGUGCUCCAUCGCUUCCGCAGCGCGGUGCUGCUUCGGAGAGCAACGCCUCCUCUGAGCGGCAACCCGGCGCUUGAUGAGGGGGGAGACGGCAGUGGCGACGAAGAGGAUGGUGAUGCAGAUGCCGAUGCAGGGGACUCCGGUAAAAGUGACGCUGAGGAGGGUGGUGAUGAGGAAGGUGCGGAUGCGACGCGUGAUUUGCGUCCAGGUCGCAGUCCUCAUCAAAACUCGCCAGAGUUGGGGGAGUCGCAGUUGAGUUGA